Messenger RNA from Arabidopsis lyrata subsp. lyrata, 364 nucleotides. RefSeq names its product F-box/LRR-repeat protein At2g43260. The transcript is spliced from 2 exons. The record is from RefSeq and is a predicted model, not a curated record. Lineage: Eukaryota; Viridiplantae; Streptophyta; Magnoliopsida; Brassicales; Brassicaceae. The annotation marks the transcript as partial.
AUAUGUUCACUAGCGGUUUCUAAGAAAGAGAAUCUUUUCUUUCAUGACAAUGAAAUGAGAUUGUUCAAAUAUUUUCCAGAGACAAACGGAGUCCAUCGUAUAGUUGCAAACAUUCAUGUUUUAUCUCCUUUCGUUGAAAAUAUGGUCCAUCAUCGACAUUCGGAUUCCGCUCCAAAAAUUACGAUAUACCCAUCUAGACACCACCAUCCACCCGGAUUUCAGUAUGCAGACUCUUGGAUAUCUAAAUUUUGUAGACGAAUUGAAUUACCGACUACUAUUUUGAUUAGCACGACUGUUGUGGCUCUUGUAAUUUUUCGUUUUUCGUCUAGGUUAAGAUAGAGCGAAUCAUUGUUUAUAGCCAAAG